Condylura cristata (star-nosed mole) is the source of this 3369-nucleotide messenger RNA. Its product is annotated as N-acetyllactosaminide alpha-1,3-galactosyltransferase. Gene Ontology annotation, biological process: carbohydrate metabolic process. Gene Ontology annotation, cellular component: Golgi apparatus; membrane; vesicle. Lineage: Eukaryota; Metazoa; Chordata; Mammalia; Eulipotyphla; Talpidae. The record is from RefSeq and is a predicted model, not a curated record. The transcript is spliced from 8 exons. The coding region runs from base 367 to 1479 and encodes 370 amino acids. Gene Ontology annotation, molecular function: hexosyltransferase activity.
GGGCAGGGCGGAGGGGAGCUCGUCUCCCGCUUUCUGGCGGCGGGGUCUCCUGGCUUCCUUGCACCGGGGAGCACUCGGCGGCCUAGCCGAAGCGCAGGCGGGCACACCCCGCCCGGACACGCCCCGCGGGGCGCGGGCGGAGGCGACACCACGACCCGCCGCGAGGACCCGGAGCCCAGGCGCGGUCCAGCCCGGUGCGCGCUCGCUGCACGCUGCGGGCCCGGGAGCCCAGCUUCUGCCGAUCAGGAGCUGGAAGGCAGCACCUCCCCUCCCCGGCCUGGCUUCUUCUGCAGAAUCCAGUUCGCUAGAACGGUGUGGUUUGCUUUUUACUCGGUGGGGAGAGAAGCAGACGAUGAGGCGAAAAUAAUGAAUGUCAAAGGAAAAGUGAUCCUGUCAAUGCUGGUUGUCUCGACUGUCAUCGUUGUGUUUUGGGAAUAUAUCAACAGCCCAGAAGGCUCUUUCUUGUGGAUAUAUCACUCAAAAAGCCCAGAAGUUGGUGACAGCAGCAUCCAGAAGGGCUGGUGGUUUCCAAGCUGGUUUAACAAUGGGACCCACAAUUACCAAGAAGGAGAAGAAGACACAGACGAAAAGGAAGAACAACUGGAAGAUGACGAAGAGCUUCAACUAUCAGACUGGUUUAACCCACAGAAGCGCCCGGAGGUUGUAACAGUGACCAGAUGGAAGGCACCAGUUGUGUGGGAAGGCACUUACAACAGAGCCAUCUUAGAACAUCAUUAUGCCAAACAGAAAAUUACUGUGGGCUUGACGGUCUUUGCGAUUGGAAGGUACAUUGAGCAUUACUUGGAGGAGUUUUUAACAUCUGCCAAUAGAUUCUUCAUGGUUGGCCACAAAGUCAUAUUUUACAUCAUGGUGGACGAUGUCUCCAGGAUGCCUUUGAUAGAGCUGAGUCCCCUGCGGUCCUUCAAAGUGUUUGAGGUCAAGCCGGAGAAGAGGUGGCAGGACAUCAGCAUGAUGCGCAUGAAGACCAUCGGGGAGCACAUCGUCACCCACAUCCAGCACGAAGUGGACUUCCUCUUCUGCAUGGACGUGGACCAAGUCUUCCAAGACAGCUUUGGGGUGGAGACCCUGGGCCAGUCGGUGGCUCAGCUGCAGGCUUGGUGGUACAAGGCCGACCCGGAUGAGUUCACCUAUGAGAGGCGGAAGGAGUCUGCCGCCUACAUCCCCUUUGGCAAGGGGGACUUCUAUUACCAUGCCGCCAUUUUUGGAGGAACCCCCAAUCAGGUCUUAAAUAUCACACGGGAGUGCUACAAAGGAAUCCUCCAGGACAAGAAAAAUGACAUAGAGGCCGAGUGGCACGAUGAAAGUCAUCUAAACAAGUAUUUCCUUCUCAACAAACCCACUAAAAUCUUAUCCCCAGAAUAUUGCUGGGACUAUCAUAUAGGCCUGCCUUCAGAUAUUAGGAUUGUGAAGAUAUCUUGGCAGACGAAAGAGUACAGUUUGGUUAGAAAUAACAUCUGACUUUUCAUGGUGCCACACGAAAAACACCUCUGGAGGAGGAUACUCCUCCUUAAACAGGCUGGGCUUCUGAAUUGGAGAGUAUUAUUCUGGCUACUUCCUCAGAAAAGUAACACUUAAUUGUGACUCUUAAAAAAAAUACUAACAAAACAUGCACAUCCUUUUCCUCCUUUUAACUUCAAGGCUUGUAGCAUGGAGAAAGAAUGGUAGGCGUUUGGGGGGGAUACUUUCAGCUAAACUCCCCCCCCCCCAAAAUAAUGAUAAAUUUGUUGCAGGCAAAGACAAAGCCGGAAGUAGCCUUCAUGUGCUAGAUAAUGUACUGGGGGAAAGGGUGCUGGGGAAGUCUUUGGCAACAAGAGAUGAUGGUGGGGGAUAGCCCCCGGUUUCAACACCUUCCGGUCUCUGCUGAGACCAAAGCCACAGAGAGCUGCCGCAGCCUGGGACACACUGGGACACAGCCUACCCUGGUGAUCCUCGGCUGGUUUCCAAGGCGGAUUGCUGGUUCCAGGCCACUUACAGCUCAUGUCCUUUUCCCAGUGGGGUGUUGUUUGGCUUCUAUGGAAAGCUGGUUGAGAUUCCCAAUGGAGUAAGUGCUCGGAGUGGCAGGGAUACUGAAUGCGCCAGCAGUUGCUCAGGGUGAUGUGAAAACGCCUCAAAACGAGUUGGCCAUGAAAUCACAAAGAACAGUGGAGGAGGAGGCUGUUCUCUGGGGGUAGUGCUACCUUGGAGGGGCACAGGACGUGGAGUUGGCACUUAAGGGCAUUGUGGAUCCAGAAGCUGAAUGGGAGGCAGCAUGGGUGAGCUCCAGCUUUCUCAGGCCUGUGACUACCAGAAGACCUGGGACCUGAAUAAAAGAUGCUUCUCGUUCUCCUGCUCAUACUCAGUGUGCAGGCUCUUGCUGUAUCUUCAGGUCCUUGACCAGAGAACGCGGAUGUGUGCCCGACGGAUAAGGCAUGCAGUGGGUUGAAGAGGCUCAUGAGGAGGUAAAAUUUCCAACCUGGGCUUCCUGGUGCUCAGUCACCCUGACCUGCGCUGAUCGGUGGUCAGCAAGUCCUGCCACCUGCUCUCUCAGGAUCUCAGCGCAUCCUGCCCCACCUGGAAGGCUGGUGUCAAGGAAUGGACUAGAGGAAAAGCCCUCCUACAAGUAGCCUCUUGUUUUCUGCUGCCCCUCUGCACCACAGAAGCCGAACAACCAGACACCUGUAAUCAGUGGCUGACUGACUUUCUUGCAGACUGAGGGGCUGGCCAUGGACACCAAGUCCUCAAUGGAACAGCAAACAUUCAGUUCCUUUCUCUAAGGGAAGCUGUGUCACCUACAUGCUCUUUAAAGCUAAGCAAAGGGCUGGGAAGGCAGUCAGGGGGCCUCAUUUGCAUUUGCAAGUAUCUUUCUAUCUACUUUGUGUUCCAGGUUAGGUCACUGGCUUCCAUUCCCAAAUGAUUUGUCAAAAGAGCUAUCACACUGUGUAGCACCAGGGCUUCUUCUGUAAAGUGGAACCUGCAUUUUCUCUUCCAUCUCACAGUGCCUCCCACUCUUCAAUUCUUGCCAAAAAAUCUGACAACCCAGCAAAUAAAACACAAUGAACAAAAAUCCUGAAGAAAUGGACUUUGGGAAAGAAAAGCAGAGACCAACUACAUCAGUUAGUACUCUUGUUCCUCUAUAAUAGACACAGGUUUUCUGGGCCUGCCCUGGAGCAGGGAGAAUUCGUGGUUUAAGUUCCGAACCAAAGAAAUGAUCAGUUCUAUAAUAUUAGCAAAAAGUGUUGGCAUUUACUUUUGAAGGACUCUUGAUUUUUUUCAUUCAUUUAAAUUUAAAUUCUAAAUGGACAAACACAAGAGCUGAUUCACAGUUAUUCUUAAACAUCUAAAAAAUAAAAUUCCUGAUUUACAAUCGAA